Messenger RNA from Phragmites australis (common reed), 510 nucleotides. RefSeq lists its product as uncharacterized. The transcript has 2 exons. Bases 1 to 510 code for a protein of 169 amino acids. NCBI's taxonomy places the organism in Eukaryota, Viridiplantae, Streptophyta, Magnoliopsida, Poales, Poaceae. The record is from RefSeq and is a predicted model, not a curated record.
AUGGGGCGGUUCAGUGCGAGGUUCCGAAUGAAACGUGACCUCUUCCUGAAGAUUGUUGCGGCGGUUGAAGAGAAGGACCCAUGGUUUCAGCAAAGGAGAAACGCAGCUGGCGAGCUAGGGCUAUCCGCGUUGCUAAAAGUGACUGCGGCAUUUCGUAUGCUAGCAUACGACGCGCCGGCCGAUUCUCUAGAUGAAUGCCUCCAUCUAGGGGAGAGCACCAUCAUUGAGAGCAUGCGACGUUUCGUCCGUACUGUCGUUGAGGCAUUUGGCGAUGAGUACCUCCGAUCUCCUAAUGAGGAGGACACAACGCGUUUGCUUGCCAUCAACGCGCGCAGAGGGUUCUCCGGGAUGUUAGGAAGCGUUGAUUGUAUGCAUUGGAGGUGGAAGAACUGCCCCACGGUGUGGGCAGGGUCUUUUACCGGGCAUGUAAACGCUCUGACGAUCAUUCUCGAGGCGGUAGCUUCGCACGACCUGUGGAUCCGGCAUGCCUGGUUCACUGAACGACAUUAA